Rotaria sp. Silwood1 is the source of this 525-nucleotide messenger RNA. The record is from the annotation of a GenBank genome assembly. Lineage: Eukaryota; Metazoa; Rotifera; Eurotatoria; Philodinida; Philodinidae.
AUGUCUUUAAUACGAUUAACUGGUUUAUGUUCGUUUCAAUCGAUAAUAAUUCGUACGGCUACAAGAAGUGCAACAAAGGAUGGAAGCAAGCCGACAACAGCUAAAGUUGAUGAUGAAACAUUUUUGAAUGAUGCACCAACAGAAAAUGAAGCUCCAGAGGAUUUAGCAACAUCAACAGGUCGUGAAAGAUCAUUAAAUCGUAUACAAUUAAUAGGUCGAGUUGGUGCAGAUCCUAAAGUUGGUGGUACCAAACAACAUAAAGUAGUUACAUUUAAUUUAGCAACAAAUGAAUAUGCAGGAACAAAUAUGACAAGUGGAGAAAUAAAACAACGUGUUGAUUGGCAUCGUAUUGCUAUAUUUCAACCACGUCUAUUAGAUAAUGCUGAAAAAUAUAUUCGUCAAGGUGAUAGAUUAUAUAUUCAAGGUCGUCUUCAUCAUAAUGUAAUUAAAGAUAAGCAAACAAAUCAAGAUCGUUAUGUAACAAGUAUUAUUGCUGAUGAUAUGAUAUUUUUGGCUAAGAAAUAA